AUGGCCCUUACUAAUUUUUUCCAGGACCUUUCUACACACAUCGACUGGAUAUUAUUUUUCCUCUGCUUUGGCUUCGUCCUGUGCUUUGGAUCUUUUACUUUCGUAAUUGUUCAUUGUAUUGUGCAGGUGGUUCAGGCAGCCAUCGCUUUCUACCUAUUCGACAUCAUUUAUUACUUCAUCUACGAGGAGGAAAGUACACAGUUCUUCGCCGAGCUCAUCUCCCAUAUCCUCUCCGCACGCCUUGAGCUCAAGAGUUUUAUCCUACUGCUGUGCCUACUCUUCACUGUCCAUCAUUCCAUUAAGGAGAUUGCCUUUGUACUCUGCGAAAAGAUUCUCGCGCCAAACACAACCAUCAUUCUAGAUUGUCCCAAGCAUCGUGAGUAUCGCAUCCAGUCCUUCAGCCCCCAGCUCCCCCAGCUCGACGAUGAGAUGGCCCGCAUUCAUCCCCUUAAGUGGGAGAAACCUUCUACAUCUACUAACUCUAACUCCCCCAAGGAUUCGGACUCUGAAUCCCCUGAACUAUCCUUCCCGUCUUCUUCGAACAGUAAUAUGCGUCAUCCCUGGGGAGUGUUCGAUUACCACAUCUACCUCUCACACAUCGAAAGUAAACGCGACGAACUCCAUCGCAAGAAAGAGUGCCACCUCCUAGAGACCACCGGCUUCAGACAAGUCACUCUACACGACGAGCCGGAGCUCGGCAAUAUCCCAGCCAACACAACCCCCACAGUACUCUUCGUGAGUCUCCCCGUCCCCGACAUGCGGGACGAACCUAGUAACGCCAGGUUAGUGCUCGGCUUCGAUCUGAAUUCCGACCGCUUGCAGGGUUAUUUCUUCGAGUCCGAGGCUCCAAUUGAGAACUACGAGGAUCUCUGGCAGGUCUGGAACCAGGGUGGGGGCGAGCGUGUUAUUGAUGUUCCCGUCGAGCGUUUCCUGGCUGUUAUUCGCCAUACUAUGCAGCAGCAGAUUGAGAUCCUGGAGAUCGGCGUCCUGCACCACUAUGGUCUGACUACACGCGGGUUCCCGGCUGGCUUGGAUAUGGUUAUUGCUGUGCAGUUCUUGCAGUUCGUGGAUGACUUCGCUGAGCUCCUCACUAAGGAGACUUAUGAGUUUCGUGGGCUUUAUUUGCCUCUCCAGGAUGAACUGCGGAAUAUACUUGAGGGUGGCUCCCGGGAUGCUUGGUUUGCUGUUCGUGAUGGACUUAAUAUCCAGCAGUAUCGCCAGAGGCAGUUGAAGAAGGUUGUUGCUUCCAGUCUGUUCCAUGGACAGAAUAUGGUCGUGCUACGAGAAGGGCCUUCCAAGACUCAUCAAAAGGAGAAGAGGUCUCGUCCUGUUAGGAUUAUUCCACAUCACUCAUCUCCAUGGUCAUGGUCGAAGCUGCAGAUGCAGGUCUUGCGCGAGCGAGUUUUGUGUGUUGGGAUGUUCUGA
This is a messenger RNA of Penicillium hordei, 1425 nucleotides long. RefSeq lists its product as uncharacterized. The record is from RefSeq and is a predicted model, not a curated record. NCBI's taxonomy places the organism in Eukaryota, Fungi, Ascomycota, Eurotiomycetes, Eurotiales, Aspergillaceae. The transcript has 3 exons. Bases 1 to 1425 code for a protein of 474 amino acids.